Salvelinus namaycush (lake trout) is the source of this 972-nucleotide messenger RNA. Its product is annotated as GRAM domain-containing protein 2B-like. The transcript has 12 exons. Bases 1 to 972 code for a protein of 323 amino acids. NCBI's taxonomy places the organism in Eukaryota, Metazoa, Chordata, Actinopteri, Salmoniformes, Salmonidae. The record is from RefSeq and is a predicted model, not a curated record.
AUGGAGCGCCGGAGGUUCUCCCUCGACAGCUCAGUGUCCCUGGAGAAUGGUGGUGGAGGAGGUAGUCUGGGCCUUAGGAGAGGCAGCCGCAGUAAGAAGAGCAAAGAGAAGUGGAAGAGUCUAGAGGAGGCCCAGCUGGAGAUCCAGGAGCUGGGACACAGCCUGAACAGGAGCAAAUCUCUCAGGUCAGAGACCAUAGAGGAGGAGAGCUUCCACCGGCCUGAUGGCGCCGUUGCCAAAAAUAGUUUUGUGAAAUACAACAAAACCUUCCACAAACUCUUCCGAGACAUUCCUACAGAGGAGAAACUAACUCAUGUGUUCACCUGUGCCCUGCAGAAGGAGGUGUUGUAUCAUGGGAAGCUAUUUGUGUCUGUCAACUACGUAUGUUUUUACUCCUCCGUACUCCUCAAGGACACCAAGGUUGAGGUCCAUGUGUCCAGCGUAAAGGAAGUGAAGAAGCAGAACUCAGCCCUGUCUAUGCUCUCCAUCCGUACUACUGAUGGAAACAAGCUAUGGUAUUCGUUUGUGUCUUUGCGGAACCGGAGAGUGUGUUACGAAAUCCUGCAGUUUGUGUGUUCACAAGCACAGCUGGGGGAGCAGGUGGAGAGUGGCAACAGAAGUCCCCACUUCUCAGGAGAGAACAGCGUUGAUGGCGUGGAUCGGGACAUAGACACAAUCUCCAGCAAUUCCAGCCGGGAGGACAGUGUGGAGCGGAGCCUUCCUAUAGAGGCCGUCUACUCUGACCUGCCCAGCAGCGCUGACUCGUGGGUUUGGAUCGUCACUGAAAGGGUUAAAACCCUCCUCCUUAUCAGAGAUAUGCGCAACCUCAAUGUCCUCCUAUCCAUCUGUCUGUUUCUGGCGGUGUUGCUACUACUGUCGUCGGGGUACAUCGGUUUGCGGAUCGUAGCUCUGGAGGAGCAGCUGAGUUCUCUAGGAGCCCUGCCGGAGUUCUCCAUACACCUCAGAGAGUGA